AUGGAGCCGGUACAUGUAUCCACUUCGUCAAAGGCACUCUUCAAUAAGGUGCGCCGAAUCGUACCACCUCUGCUCGAGAGAUUCCACAAAGGGCAACAAGGACGUGUUGCUGUCAUCGGAGGCAGCCUCGACUACACAGGAGCUCCAUACUUCUCAUCGAUGGCAUCUGCAAAAUUAGGUUGUGAUAUGAGCCAUGUAAUCUGUGAAAGAUCCGCCGCAUCUGUUAUCAAAUCCUACUCUCCAAGCCUGAUGGUACACCCACUGCUUCCAAGCAGCGAGUCCGUCUCAGAUCCCAACUCGAUUGACGCCCCAGCCCUCGCCGGUCCCAUAAUCUCCAUGCUCUCCCGACUUCAUGCGCUGGUUAUCGGCCCAGGACUUGGUCGCGACGGUGUGACGCUCAAGGUCGUCAGAGAAGUUAUCAAAGAGGCACAAUCACAAUCAAUUCCGUUCGUCCUGGAUGCAGAUGGACUCCUCUUGGUCACGGAAGACCCGGAACUCGUCAAGGGGUACAAGGAGUGCAUUCUCACACCUAACGUCAACGAAUUCGGCCGUCUCGCAAAGGCACUGAAGAUUGAGGUCCAGAGCCAAGCACAGAUUAAGGGAGAUGGUGGUGACAAGACGAGCAAAGAGUCGGAAGCUUGUGAGCAGCUGUCGAAUGCACUUGGGGGUGUGACGAUUGUCCAGAAGGGGCCGCAUGACAUCAUCUCGAACGGUGUUACCACCCUCGUCUCCGACGUCACCGGUGGAUUGAAGCGAAGUGGGGGCCAAGGUGACACUCUUACCGGAUCGCUAGGCACGCUGUUGGCAUGGAGAGCAGCUUAUCAUAACAAACUGUGGGAUUCAGGAGAGAAGGAAAACGACAAGCAAGCUGAGAGCCGACAGGAUGUCAAAGCUGAACUCGAGACGGAAGGCAAGAGGAUGUCGCCAACGACGACGUUACUUCUUGCUGCUUGGGCUGGCAGUAGCUUGACCCGGGAGUGCUCAAGACGGGCAUUCAAGGCUAAGGGAAGGAGCAUGCAAGCUGGUGAUCUCACAGAUGAGGUCUACCCAAGCUUUUUGGAGCUGAUUGGUGAGCCCGAUACGCCUGAGAAGUCUAGUCUGUAG
Messenger RNA from Aspergillus glaucus CBS 516.65, 1104 nucleotides. Its product is annotated as ATP-dependent (S)-NAD(P)H-hydrate dehydratase. Gene Ontology annotation, biological process: metabolite repair. Gene Ontology annotation, molecular function: ATP-dependent NAD(P)H-hydrate dehydratase activity. The record is from RefSeq and is a predicted model, not a curated record. Lineage: Eukaryota; Fungi; Ascomycota; Eurotiomycetes; Eurotiales; Aspergillaceae. Bases 1 to 1104 code for a protein of 367 amino acids. The transcript is spliced from 6 exons.